Messenger RNA from Phytophthora sojae, 696 nucleotides. RefSeq lists its product as hypothetical. The transcript has a single exon. Lineage: Eukaryota; Oomycota; Peronosporomycetes; Peronosporales; Peronosporaceae. The record is from RefSeq and is a predicted model, not a curated record. The annotation marks the transcript as partial.
CCGGCAACACCAGCGCCGACACUGCCACCUGCUCCAUGGGUGCCGAAAACAAUUGGACAUGACGAGGUCGUGCCGUUCAAGCAGCCCGAGCCCGUGACGAUCUCUGAACGAGCCGCGGUCAAGUUCAAACCGCAGCUCCACAUCUCCAACGGCUGUCACGCGUAUCCUGCUGUGAACGAGCUCGGAGAGACCAGCGGCGGUCUCAAGAAAACGGGCGCGCCGAGCUCCAAGUGCAAAGGUUCUGGCUGGGGCUCUCAAGUGUACGGCCGAUCUACCUGGUACAAUGGCGUCUGGGCCAUCAUGUACUCGUGGUACUUCCCGAAAGACUCGCCGUCCUCUGGCCUCGGCCACCGCCACGACUGGGAGCACGUCAUUGUGUGGAUCGACAACCCCGAUAUGCCGGAGCCCAAGAUCUUGGCUGUCACUCCAUCGGCCCAUAGCGGGUAUUCAGCCCAGGUUCCCCCUGAUGCCGACAAGGUCGAUGGCCCCAGCGUCAAGGUCAACUACGAGAGUAAGUGGCCGAUCAACCACGCACUGGAAAGCACGACCAAGGGCGGCGACUACCAAGACUUGAUCAUGUGGACCCAGAUGACCGAUGCAGCCCGACAGGCACUGGACAAUACAAACUUUGGAAGUGCAAACGUGCCGAUGAACAGCGGGAACUUCCUUGGGAAACUCGGCAAGGCCUGGCCGUUU